This is a messenger RNA of Salvia splendens (bonfire salvia), 1461 nucleotides long. RefSeq names its product metal tolerance protein 10. Gene Ontology annotation, biological process: monoatomic cation transport; transmembrane transport. NCBI's taxonomy places the organism in Eukaryota, Viridiplantae, Streptophyta, Magnoliopsida, Lamiales, Lamiaceae. Gene Ontology annotation, molecular function: monoatomic cation transmembrane transporter activity. The record is from RefSeq and is a predicted model, not a curated record. The coding region runs from base 114 to 1301 and encodes 395 amino acids. The transcript has 6 exons. Gene Ontology annotation, cellular component: membrane.
CAAUGAUUAUCACAGGAGGGAUUCAUAUCGCGUGUAGUUUCCCUGUACCCGCAUUGCAUCCAAACCUUUUCAAAUUCCACCCAAAAUCGAAAACCUAAAUUAAACCUCUCAGAAUGGAGAGUGCCAGCGCCGCCGCCGUUGUGAGCGAAAGCCGCAGAGAAUUGUUGAGCGCCGAUACUAUCCAGCCGUCGUGGAGGCUCAACUUGGAUGCGUUCCGCUUGCCGGAGCGCGAGUCCGACAAUCGCCACUCCAGUUUCAACAUCCAGCGUCUCUUCAGGAACAAAAGAAAACAACGAAAAGUUGCCGAGUAUUACAAAAAGCAGGAAAAACUUCUGGAAGGAUUCAAUGAAAUGGAGACAAUCCAUGUAUCUGGUGCUUUAACAGAUGCUCUUACUGAGGAUCAACUGAAACAGCAUGCAAAGAGUGAGAGGCUAGCUGUUCACAUAUCUAACAUUGCCAAUCUGAUCCUUUUCAUUGCAAAAGUGUAUGCUUCACUUGAGAGCAGAUCUUUAGCUGUCAUUGCAUCAACCAUGGAUUCUUUCCUUGAUCUCUUAUCUGGGCUGAUCUUGUGGUUUACAUCCUAUGCUAUGAAAAAUCCAAACCAGUAUCAUUAUCCAAUUGGAAAGAAAAGGAUGCAACCAGUGGGCAUAAUUGUUUUUGCUUCUGUUAUGGCAACACUGGGAUUGCAAAUUAUACUGGAGUCUGUUCGGCAACUGAUAUCAAAGACUGGCCCAGAGAUGAACCAUAGCCAGGAGAUGUGGAUGAUAGGCAUCAUGGUAUCUGUAACUGUAGUGAAGUUUGCACUUAUGGUUUAUUGCCGCAGAUUUAAGAAUGAGAUUGUGAGAGCCUAUGCCCAAGAUCAUUUCUUCGAUGUCAUCACCAACUCUGUUGGAUUAGCCACUGCUGUUUUGGCGGUCCGUUUCUACUGGUGGAUAGAUCCUACAGGAGCCAUGAUCAUUGCACUUUACACAAUCAACACUUGGAGUAAGACUGUUUUUGAAAACGUGAGGUCGCUAAUUGGAAGAACAGCACCGCCAGAUUUCCUCACGAAACUGACUUAUCUGAUAUGGAAUCAUCAUAAGGAAAUUCAGCACAUUGACACAGUAAGGGCAUACACAUUUGGCACUCACUACUUUGUGGAGGUUGACAUUGUGCUGCCGCAAACUAUGAUGCUGGGCGAAGCACAUAAUAUCGGCGAAACGCUACAAGAAAAGCUGGAGCAACUUUCAGAGGUGGAGAGAGCAUUUGUUCACAUUGACUUUGAGUUCACUCAUAGACCGGAGCACAAGAGCCAAGUCUGAGCAGCUAAUAAUUUAAAACCCUCUGCCUUCUACUUUAGUAUUCGUUUAGGUUUUAGGCUUCCUUGUUUUAAAACAUAUUUUUGUCUGUUAAUUGAUCAGGUUUAUAUUGCAUAAUCUAUAUUUCGUUGAACCUUUAAUAAAAGUGUCUGGUUGGCUUGGA